Ictidomys tridecemlineatus (thirteen-lined ground squirrel) is the source of this 2901-nucleotide messenger RNA. It is a transcript of the gene Gpd1, whose product is annotated as glycerol-3-phosphate dehydrogenase 1. Gene Ontology annotation, cellular component: cytosol. Gene Ontology annotation, biological process: carbohydrate metabolic process; glycerol-3-phosphate catabolic process. Gene Ontology annotation, molecular function: glycerol-3-phosphate dehydrogenase [NAD(P)+] activity; protein homodimerization activity; NAD binding. The record is from RefSeq and is a predicted model, not a curated record. NCBI's taxonomy places the organism in Eukaryota, Metazoa, Chordata, Mammalia, Rodentia, Sciuridae.
CCCCUGGAGGCGGGGCUUGGCUGCACCCAUGCGUGGUAGCGGAGUUAAAUGCUCUGAGCCGGCACUGCUUGGGCAGAGAAGUGACACCAUGGCCAGCAAGAAAGUCUGCAUUGUAGGCUCUGGCAACUGGGGCUCAGCCAUUGCCAAGAUUGUGGGCGCGAAUGCUGCCCAGCUAGCACACUUUGACGCCCGGGUGACCAUGUGGGUGUUUGAGGAAGAUGUUGGGGGCAGAAAGCUGACAGAGAUCAUCAACACUCAGCAUGAGAAUGUCAAAUACCUGCCAGGGCACAAGCUGCCCCCAAACGUGGUGGCUAUACCAGAUGUGGUCCAGGCUGCAGCAGAUGCUGACAUCCUCAUCUUUGUGGUGCCCCACCAGUUCAUCGGCAAGAUCUGCGACCAGCUCAAGGGCCACCUGAAGGCCAACGCCAUUGGCAUGUCUCUUAUUAAGGGGGUAGACGAGGGCCCCAAUGGGCUGAAGCUCAUCUCUGAAGUGAUUGGGGAACGCCUUGACAUCCCCAUGAGCGUGCUGAUGGGGGCCAACAUUGCCAACGAGGUGGCUGAUGAGAAGUUCUGUGAGACUACCAUUGGCUGCAAGGACCCAGUCCAAGGACAGCUUCUGAAAGAGCUCAUGCAGACACCCAAUUUCCGUAUCACAGUGGUACAAGAGGUUGACACAGUAGAGAUCUGUGGGGCCUUAAAGAAUAUAGUGGCUGUUGGGGCUGGCUUCUGUGAUGGGCUAGGCUUUGGAGACAACACCAAGGCAGCAGUGAUCCGGCUGGGGCUCAUGGAGAUGAUUGCCUUUGCUAAGCUCUUCUGCCAAGGCCCAGUGUCAUCUGCCACCUUCUUGGAGAGUUGUGGCGUUGCUGACCUCAUCACUACCUGCUACGGAGGGCGGAACCGCAAGGUGGCUGAGGCCUUUGCUCGCACUGGAAAGUCCAUUGAACAGCUUGAGAAAGAGAUGCUGAAUGGGCAGAAGCUGCAGGGGCCCCAGACAGCCCGAGAGCUACACAGCAUCCUCCAGCAUAAGGGCCUGGUUGACAAGUUCCCCCUGUUCAUGGCUGUCUACAAGGUAUGCUAUGAGGGCCAGCCAGUGGGUGAAUUUAUCCGCUGCCUGCAGAAUCAUCCAGAACACAUGUGAAUGGGGCGAAGACCCAGAACAGGCAGCUCCUUUUUCCCAUUUGACACAAGUAGAAGUUGGGGCACCUGGUUACCAGGAUCUCCAGGACUCCUCACCAAGCAGUUUUCUCAGCUUUUCACUGGAAGACAAAAGGCAGUGGGUCAGCUACGCACCUGGAGAUCCUAACUGCCUGAAGCCUAGAGCCUCUUGCCAGAAAUGGAGCUGCCCUGUCCUUCUGCAGAUGUGGAGCUUUCUCCUUGUCUUCUGGGAGGCACAGAAUCAAGUCUCAGUGCUGCCUGCUCUAGGAAUGUGUACGGGGGAGGGUGGGAGGAGAGUGUGUCAGGGCAAGGGCUGCCAGUUGUUGCCUCACACAGACCAGGAACCUGCCCCCAAGCCGAAUUAAGUGGCUAAAGAAGUACCUUAGCAUAGGAGGGAUGAGGCAAGGGCUGCCAGGGAGGGGUCUGGGUGUUUGAACUGAUAUAGGUGCCAUAGAUCCUUUGGCUGACCUCUGACACAGCAUCAACAGAUCUCGGUAUUUGUUAACAAAAUACAAAGAUCUCAAGCAACCCCUUUCUAGCUUCUCCUAGCAACAACUACAUCCUCAGAAACCUCUGGUCAUCCCUCUUCCCCCUCCCUUAGGCUGCCCUGGCACAAGAGUUGCUUCAUGCUGGCAUCUCUGGCCCUGGGACUUGCUACUAGCCCCAGGGACUUCCUGGGUCCUAGAUCUUUGCCAGCUCCUCCCCACCUUGUGUGACCUUUCCAAGCUUUCCCUCACUGGCCCUAACUGCCAGAACCCUCUUUGGGGAGCAGGAACUUAAAUCUGCUGACAGAGCUAUACCUUUUCAUAGCCAGCUCAGAUCACUGGGCUCUGGCUUUUUGUGACCUUUGUAUUUGCCCAGCCUCCCUGUCAAGAGCUCUAGCUGGGGGAGGUGUCAUCUGGGUCCCUCCUGCUGUUUAUCUCUCCAGAGAACAUCCCUGCCUCUACCCUCUCCUCCUCCUCCUCCUCCUCAAUCCUGUAGUUCUUUCUCAGCUGCCCCAGAGCAGCCAGGACAGCUAGCCAGCACGAGGCAUCUAGAAGCCUGGGGUCAGAUUGGCCCAAAGGCUAAACAAGGUUCCCAUGCUGGUGGGUUCUUGAUAUUCCAAAGCCAGCUCUCCUUCCUCCAGUGAAAGCCUCCUCAUGAGGCACUGACCAUAUCAGCACUUCAGUUGGGAAAUUCAAGGAGGAAGAAGAAAAUAAAAACCACCCUGUGCCCUGGGGUGAGGGAAGAACAGGAGGGGGAGGGAGAGGAGUAUGCUUUGCACUGGCCUUGUUCCAGGACUGGGUGGCUGCAGGGGAAUGUCACAGGUCAGCAGCAGUUCCCCUAGCUAUAAAUAGUCCCUGAGGGCUGAGAGGCUCCUGUGUCCAACAGUGGUCUCCGCUUCCUGUGUGGCAGCACCUGGCACAUUGUGAUUCUGGCCAGCUUCAUGUUAAUCCUCCCUUACUUCCCAACAAACUAGGGAGUCAGGCUCCUCUUGGCUCCUAAAAUUUGAGAAUUCAGACUUACCAAGUGUAGGGCACAGCUGCCUGUAUCAGGCCAGAAAAGUGCAGGCAGUCAUCCCAGGUCUGGCUGGGCCCACGUCUGGGUACUGUGUGAAUCCAGAGCUGCCCUUGAGGAGGUUAUGGUGCAGCAAAGACAGCUUCCAAUACCUUUGCCUACUUCUGUUCAGUCCAUAGUCAAUUGUGAAUCUGAGGUUUUCUAUCAGGCCACUUGACCACCCAAUAAAGCAUUGUUUUUUUCCAGAAA